AUGACACAAGAACAAGUUCCGACUUUCAAGCUUGUACUCGUUGGUGAUGGUGGCACGGGGAAAACGACAUUUGUAAAGCGCCACUUGACUGGCGAGUUCGAGAAGAAAUAUGUUGCCACUCUUGGGGUAGAAGUACAUCCAUUAACUUUCCACACGAAUUUCGGAGCAAUUUGCUUCAACACAUGGGAUACCGCUGGCCAGGAGAAAUUCGGCGGGCUUCGUGAUGGUUAUUAUAUUCAGGGACAGUGUGCAAUUAUCAUGUUCGAUGUAACGUCAAGGAUCACAUAUAAGAAUGUCCCGAAUUGGCAUCGAGAUUUAGUUCGCGUGUGUGAAAACAUCCCCAUUGUCCUUUGUGGCAAUAAAGUUGACAUAAAGGAACGUAAAGUCAAAGCCAAAACUAUUACAUUUCAUCGAAAGAAAAAUCUUCAAUAUUACGAUAUCUCAGCUAAAAGCAAUUACAACUUUGAGAAACCAUUUUUGUGGUUGGCCCGUAAAUUAAUUGGUAAUCCUAAUUUGGAAUUUGUCGCUUCACCCGCCCUUGCACCGCCCGAAGUCACAGUGGAUCCAAAUCUUAUGGAUCAAUAUACUAAAGAAUUGGAAACGGCUGCUUCCAUGCCACUUCCCGAAAAAAUACAAGAAAUUAAAGAAAGAAUGGGAUUAUUGAACUUGGAAGAACAGCUCACUUUCUACGGACAGUAUCACAACAAUAGAAUCAAUAUAUUAAUUCAUGUUGUUUGUGUUCCACUUCUUCUGUGGAGUGGUCUAAUUUGGGCGUCGAAUUAUGGGAAAUUGGAAAAACAAGAUUCUUUAUGGAGCACAAUACCACUUGAACCUAACUUUGCUUUAUAUACGGCACUUUUUUAUUCUUCGUAUUAUAUUUUGAUGGAGCCAGUUGCAGGGUUAUUAUAUACCCCGCUCUUACUAUAUAUGGCAUAUAACGCUACCCAAUUUGCCGCCAAAUAUGAUAAUCAUAACAUUCUGGCUGCCUAUGUUCAAGUUGCAGCUUGGCUCGCGCAAUUCAUCGGACAUGGAUUUGCGGAAAAACGAAGUCCAGCAUUAAUUGAUAACAUUGCACAAGCUCUUUUACUUGCCCCAUUAUUUGUUUGGUUGGAAGUUUUAUUCUUUUUUGGAUAUCGAUCUGCACUCCAGCAACGCAUUAGUGAUAAAGUGCAAGCUGCGAUUGCCGAGUUCAAGUUACGAAAACAGGAAUCAUCAAAGAAAGUUGAGUAG
Ambispora gerdemannii is the source of this 1230-nucleotide messenger RNA. NCBI's taxonomy places the organism in Eukaryota, Fungi, Glomeromycota, Glomeromycetes, Archaeosporales, Ambisporaceae. The record is from the annotation of a GenBank genome assembly.